CGCGUCACGCACGUGCACAUCUUCAACCGCUACCCGCCCGCCCGCCGCCACGCACACUGCCCGCUCAGCCCGCACAGCCCCCUGCCCGCCGCUAUCUGCGUGCGCCACUACCCCCCCCUCUCUCCGCCAUCGAGGCCGCCCUCCCCCCGUUCCCCGCCGCCGCCCUCGCCCCGCUCCCCGCGCUCCCCCCGCUCGCCGGCGGUCGAAGUCGCUGCCCGUGCCAGGACGCCGGGCGUGAGGUCGAGAUGUUCCUCCGCCGCUCCGGCGACGCCGCCCUACUGCGGCGAGUCGUCGCAAACGAGGCGGUCCAUAGAUAGAAUAGACUUUACUAAAUUCGUGUACAAGAACCGAUCACCGAGCACCCCGGCGAGCUCGCCGUGCUGCGAUCGAGCCGCGGACUUGCCCAACACGACCCCGCCCUCGAGACCGCCCAGCCCGCCCAGCCCGCUGUCGCUGUCGGAGGACUGCACCAAACAACCUCUCAUAUCGCCGAUGCCGGACACCGAAUCUGAGACGUCGAAUUUGUAAACGGAAAAACGUAUGUCACAUGCAUCCUGUAUACAUGGAACAUUACAAAUAUAAUAUACGUAUAACAUUUACCACUUAUACAUAAAUACACGUUCACAUAUAUACUCCAUUAAUAGAGACGUUAUAAUUAUUAUUGUAGCCACUUACGACAUGUACUACGGACACUCGUACCUUUCCUUUCUUCAUAUACAUAGUAUAAUUGUAUGUUUUAUAUAGUGUAACGUCCGGGUCGGGGCGUCCUUAGGUUUUGCGAUGUAGCCAUCGUAUAAUCAUUCGGCCGAUUCGUGUAACUGUCAGAUAUGGUAAUCGUUUGGUAGCCGGUAGUUCGGUGAAUCCUUAUCGUUGUAUACAAGUAGUUCGGUGUUAAUUAUUAUUCCGUGUAACCGCUGUUCUUUCUAUUUAAUCCAGUGUCGUUUGCAACCGUUUAUAUAUUCUCUGGGAACGAACGCUAAUUUUAUGACACGGAGCGGGUCUAGUAUAAUACACAUUUAUGACAUUCUGUAAAUUAUGUCAAAGGAUCUUUUUAAUAAAAUUCUGUGAAAUAAAAUGUAGAUACCGAA
Molecule: messenger RNA, 1088 nt
Organism: Danaus plexippus (monarch butterfly)
Lineage: Eukaryota; Metazoa; Arthropoda; Insecta; Lepidoptera; Nymphalidae
Product: atherin-like
Exons: 1
Source: RefSeq, a predicted model, not a curated record